Cyprinodon variegatus (sheepshead minnow) is the source of this 3851-nucleotide messenger RNA. Its product is annotated as pinin-like. The record is from RefSeq and is a predicted model, not a curated record. The transcript has 2 exons. Bases 424 to 1392 code for a protein of 322 amino acids. NCBI's taxonomy places the organism in Eukaryota, Metazoa, Chordata, Actinopteri, Cyprinodontiformes, Cyprinodontidae.
CAAGGUCAAAGUCAACCUCAAACCAGGACCCCGACACAAGGUCAAAGUCAACCUCAAACCAGGACCCCGACACAAGGUCAAAGUCAACCGCAAACCAGGACACCGACACAAUUUCAAAGUCAACCUCAAACCAGGACACCAACACAAGGUCAAAGUCAACCCCAAACCAAUACACCACCACAGGGUCAAAGUCAACCUGAGACCAGGACACAAUCACAAAUUCACAGUCAAUCCCAAACUAGGACACCAACACAAGGUCAAAGUCAACCCCAAACGAAAACACCAUCACAAAUUCAGAGCCAACUUCAGAGCAGAACGCCAACGCAAAUUCUGAGUCAAUUUCAGACCAGUAAACCAACACACAUUCUGAGUCAACCACUGACUAGAGCACCAACACCAGGUCAAAGCCAACCCCUAACUAGGAUGCCAACACAAGGUCACUUUCAACUCCAAACUAGGACACCAUUGCAAAUUCAGAGUCAGCCUGAGGCCAGGACACCAACACAAGGUCAUAGUGAACCCCAGCCUAGGAGCCCAAACCAAAGUCAAACUCAACCCCAGGCAAGGACUUCAGCACAAGUACAGAGUCCUUUACAGACCAGGGCCCCAGCCCAACUGCAGAGUAAACACCAGACCAGAACUCCAGCCCAACCUCAGACUCAACCCCAGACAAAGCUCCCCACACAUAACCAGAGCCAACCACAGACCAGAGCUCAACCAACCCCUCACCUGCAGUCUGGCCAGCAGGUGCUGCCUCAAACUCAUAUGAGACACACCUCGCAGCACAAUCUCCCAACUUCAUAUAGACCCUUACCCAGUCAGUCUCACACCCAGUCCAGGCCACCAGUUACCCAGUCCCAAAUACCAACGCACUUUCAAGGCUUUCCAGCCCAGUUACAUCCACAGUCUCCCUCUCAGCUCUCAAGGCUGCAUGCCCAGAACCUCUUUCCUCACCGAACAUCAUCUUCCAUUCAAACCCAGCCCAACCUUGUCCCAGCACAGCAGAACCAGUGUGAACAGCCCCAGGACCUGAGCACCACACGACAGACCCAAGAAAGCCAGGUCCCAAGAAGAGAGGCCAGCCUGGAGGGCAUCAGGAUGGAGGGGAGAGGGGAGCUGGUCACAGCGUCAGAGAACAAAGAGGUUUUAGGAAGUGACAGAGGGUCAAACAGCACAUCAAGGCCUUCCAGCUCUGUGCAACCUGGACCUCCUGGAGCAGCAGGAUCCAGCCUUGUGCCUGGAGCAGAUGGUAGGGCUCGCCUGAGGUUGGAGCCAGAGGCAGCAGAUGACAACAAAGAGCUCAGAGACAUUGUCCCACAGUCCUCUGUCCCCUGUCCCAGCUGUGAGGAAACUGUAGAGUCACGAACUGCCGUCAGUGAAAGAGUCAGCUGAUUGGUUGGUCAUGUGAAAGGCAAGCUGAUUGGCAAUCUCAUGGACUGAGUCACCAGACGGAGGACUUUGGCCAGGCGGACGAAGGAGGUGUUUGGAUCUUACUUUGGACAGAAUUUAGUAGGACUGUCUCAGCCUCUAUUCUUGGAUCCUGUCCCGGAGGCCUUGUAAAGUCAACUUGUCACUGAAGGACUCAUUGAGAUUUGAAUGAUAGUGUCUUUUUAUAGAGAAAAAAAUCAGAAGAAAAGGAAAAAAAAAAUCAAAAAAAGAGUGUGUAUAUAAUCUAAAGGCAGCUGUUGCAUCCUGCUAGUCUCCGUAGGGAGGAGGAGAGUAGUAUGGAACUAAAAACCGAUGCUUAACAACACAUUACUCUGUUAAGAUGUUGCUUCCGGAAUAUAACCUGUUUUUUUUUUAUUUAGUAGUUGAUUGUUUUGUCUUUGUUAUACAGCUUUAAAAGUUAUAUGAACCAUGGCCCUGACUCUAACACGGACCAUGUUGACUGACAGUCCCUCCCUCAAACCUGUCCACUGAUAGUCUAUAGGCAAUGUGCAGUGACAGUUUGCACCUUAAAUCGGUUUCCUUGGAAGUGUCUUCAUUCAUUACCUUUAAUGUUUGACAUGACAUUUAAAGUAAGCAGAUGUUUGUUUUAGCGUUUUCAGUUUUAUGUGGUAAAGUUCUCAGUCUGCUUCCAGAUUUCCUCACACCUGCAGUGGAUGUGGAACGAUCUGGAACCCGACUUUGCACGGUCAAAGGGAAGCUGCUUAUUGGUGUUUCACCAUUUACAAUUAAGCCAGUUCUUCCAGGAUUUUUCCUAAACUGGUCUUUAUGAACGUUUUUUGUUUCUCUCAUGUUUUGUUCCUAAUGUAAGCACUUUUUAUAUCAAACCAAACCCGCGCCUACGGUAGCUUUAUUUGACUUCUUUUAAUAAUGAAUGUGUGGGAAAGGACCCCUUCUUAACGUGUCUUUAUGUCAGAUGUCUGGAACAGUUUGCACAUCUCAACUUUAUACAAUCAACUCCCUGCAUGUCGCUCAGAGACCCUGCAGGCCUUCAACCGGAGCGGGGCCCGCGUACGUAGAGGCCGUCCUGGCUUAGGUUCAGAUUCAGAUGUAAGCAGGAAAGCGGUGCAGAUGCAGACAGAACAUACAUCAGAUGAUCCUCAGUUCUGAUCAGUGUCAGAAUUUGUAGAUGUCCUAUCUGAGCCGAAUUGUUAGAUAGUUCUGAAAUUUAGCCAGACCUAAAGUGAAGGCACUGAUCCACAAUAGAAAAAGCAAAAAAGACCAAAAAACCCCAAAUAGUAUUAAUUUAACCUGGAAGUGUCACUAGGAUUCACAAAACUAAUGCAGCCUGACUCCAUAUUUUGUCAUAGUCUAUAUCUUGUAAUUGUGGCGCUAAUAUCAAGGCUUUUCAUCCAAUAAUUGGUGUACUGAUACCUUUAAAGUAUUUUGGAUAUUUUUCUCAUGACUUAUCAUUUCUCAGUGACUCAACCCCAUUAUGUAGCAGGUUCAAGUCUUGUUGGAGUGGUAAAAUCAAGACACCACCAGUGUGAUUUUCAAAGGUACAUAGUCAAGUCAUUUGACAUUUUUCAAAUAUACAAUCAUUAACAAUUGUUUUUAAAGUUGAUACUCAUUUGGUCAUUUACAUAGGUGGUAAAAAAGGACGUAGCUUACCACAGCUUAGCCAGUUAGCGCCUCCCACCAGAGUUAUGAAAAUAACGAAAAGUCCAAGAUCCAGUGUGAAAAAAUGCAAAAGAAAAAAAGAAAUCUAAGUGGAAUACGAUUGAAAUAGUCCUUAUUGAUACUGAAACUUGUGCUAGCAAUGCUAUUCUUAGCCUCUACAGUCUAAGUACAAACAAUAUUAUAAAUAGAGAUAGAUUGAUUGGUUUAUACCUUGAUGGCUCAGUUUAGUCGCCAUCUGGCUUUUUGAUGAUUCCUCGGUAGUGCCAGCAGAUGGCGCCACAUCUGUUUAUUUCUGCUCAAUGACUGUCUAGAUGGACACUUGAUGUAUAUUAUCUUAUUUUGUCAGGAGAAAUUGGCUUUUGUCUUUUUUGGUAGAGGCAUAUAACUUGACUAUGUACCUUAAGACUCCAGCGGACUCGAAACACGAGGAACAGCGAAAAAUAAAAUCCCACAAGUUGUAAAGGUCAGGCAAAGGCAUGGUAGAAGAUCUGUCAAGAAUUCUGGAUUUUUUUUCCUCAAUUAAGCAUUUCACAAUGCCAUAGUGCAUAAGAGAUGCUGACCAAAAAAUAUACAAAUUCCUAAACAAGAUUUGAAGGAAAAGGAAUGUGAGAAUACAGUAAAAUAUGGGGAAGAUUGUAAAAAAAUACCUCAUUAAUGACACCUGGUGUUUUAAAGGAAAAGUCGCUCAUAUUCAGAAUUCAAACUUCUGAAAGUUCUUUAAAUCUGAAAUGAUUCCAUCCUGUUCAAUAAAUGAUCAGUGUUUUUAAUUCAGAGUCAUUUCCAUG